Egretta garzetta (little egret) is the source of this 567-nucleotide messenger RNA. Its product is annotated as macrophage-capping protein-like. Gene Ontology annotation, biological process: actin filament severing; actin polymerization or depolymerization; barbed-end actin filament capping. The record is from RefSeq and is a predicted model, not a curated record. The transcript has 6 exons. NCBI's taxonomy places the organism in Eukaryota, Metazoa, Chordata, Aves, Pelecaniformes, Ardeidae. The annotation marks the transcript as partial. Gene Ontology annotation, molecular function: actin filament binding; phosphatidylinositol-4,5-bisphosphate binding. Gene Ontology annotation, cellular component: actin cytoskeleton; cytoplasm.
GUCCAUCCCUCCCUCACUCCGCCCGUCACCACCUCCCUGACGCCAUGUACACCGCGCUCCCCAAAAGGCCGGGACUCCUCGCAGGACGAGCAGGGUGCCUGCGCCCUCCUCUCCACCCAGCUGAACGCGCUGCUGGGCGAGCGCCCCGUGACGUACCGCGAGGCGCAGGGCAACGAGUCCGACGGCUUCAUGGAGUAUUUCCCCCACGGCAUCACCUACCAGGUACGGGUGCUGGGCCCCAAGCCCACCUUGCCCGAGGGCAGCCCCGAGGAGGACACCGUGGCCGAUCAGAGGAACGCAGGGGCAGCCAUCCUCUACAAGGUGUCGGACGCAACGGGGAAAAUGAACCUGAGCCAGGUGGCCACAAGCAGCCCCUUCAGCCAGAGCCUGCUCUGCUCCGACGACUGCUUCGUGCUGGACAAUGGCGCCGGUGGGAAGGUCUACGUCUGGAAAGGGCGCAAGCCCGGCGGCCAGCAUCGCAACCAGAAAUGCCGGAGCCCGGCAGGCGACCCCUCGGGAUCCCCGCUGCGGACCGGGGCUCAUCACCCCCGCGCUCAAGCCCGCUGA